Molecule: messenger RNA, 231 nt
Organism: Iphiclides podalirius (scarce swallowtail)
Lineage: Eukaryota; Metazoa; Arthropoda; Insecta; Lepidoptera; Papilionidae
Source: the annotation of a GenBank genome assembly
AUGCCCUUCAAUGACGACAAGAAGUUCACCAUCAUAUUACCUGCGCUAGAUCUGCAAGGCCAGGCAAUUAAAAUCCAGAACGUCAUAACGUAUCUUGGGUGCAAAUGGUCCCCAACGUCGUCUUUGCCCCAAUCAUCCAGACUCGAUAACACUCCUGCUCACGACGAGAUACCACCUCGCAGGAGCGACCGAUCCAGGUCUGGAACACAUACCACCACCACGUGGACCACG